This is a messenger RNA of Ruditapes philippinarum (Manila clam), 3691 nucleotides long. Its product is annotated as sushi, von Willebrand factor type A, EGF and pentraxin domain-containing protein 1-like. The record is from RefSeq and is a predicted model, not a curated record. The coding region runs from base 300 to 3326 and encodes 1008 amino acids. Lineage: Eukaryota; Metazoa; Mollusca; Bivalvia; Venerida; Veneridae. Gene Ontology annotation, molecular function: calcium ion binding. The transcript is spliced from 17 exons. Gene Ontology annotation, biological process: cell-matrix adhesion.
UUUAUUCUUAUGUCAUAACAGUAUGUGGAAAACUAGAAAACAUAAGUUUGACUAACGUCAAUGAAAGGAAUUAUAUUAACGACACAGUGUUUACAUCAAUCGCAAACAUUAGCUGUGAUGUUGGUUUUAAAGAUAAAGAUGGAGACCAAACCGAAGGAACAUCAACAAAGAUAAUAACCUGUCGUGAAUCAGGCGAUUGGACGAAUUUACCGACCUGUGUCAGAAAAGAUUGUGGAAGUGUUACACAUUUAAACAUCAGUAAUGCAAAUAUUAGACGUCAAAAGAAUGGUACAGAGUACAUGUCAAUUGCUGAAAUAGACUGUGAUACUGGAUUUUAUAACAAGAACGACAACCAAACAAGUGACAUAUCAACAACAAAUAUAAAAUGCUCUGCCAGCGGAAAAUGGAUAAAUAUGCCUACAUGCGUCCUUAAAGAUUGUGGGAAAUUAUCUUCACCGUCAAAUGGUAUAAUCAGCUAUGUCUCAAACAUGACUACAUUUGCAUCUAAGGCAGUGUAUAUAUGUGACAAUGGCUAUCAAUUGAAUGGGUCUGACACUAUAGAAUGCAAGAAUACUGGGAAGUGGAGCGAUUAUACAACAUAUUGCCAAAUAAAAGACUGUGGAGUAGUAUUACCCCCUGCAAAUGGUGAUAUAGUAUUGCAUCAGAACAGUACAGUUUACGGUUCAAAUGCUACAUACAUCUGUGAUGAGGGCUACAACAUGAUUGGUCAAGCAAACAUAACAUGCGAAGCUUCAGGAAACUGGGAUAACAAGACAACCUCUUGCAAAAUAAAAGACUGCGAUUCACCUGAAGGACCAACAGACGGAAACGCUACUGCAGUCAAUGGAACAACUUACUUGUCGAUUGCAAAAUACGUGUGCAACGAAGGAUUUGAUCUAAAUGGAUCAGAUACAAGAAUUUGUCAGGCCAAUGGUUCAUGGAGUGGAAGAGUUCCAACAUGUGAAAUAAAGAACUGUGGUGCCAUUCAAAAUCCAACAAAUGGCAAGGUCAACACAGAAAAUGGAACUGAAUAUAAGUCUGUAGCCACAUUCAUCUGUGAAACGGGAUAUACGUUAAUUGGUGAUAACAUGACAAGUUGUGAACCAUCAGGAAACUGGAGUAUUUACAGUCUCAAUUGCACUAUCAAUGAUUGCGGACAUCCAACAAAGCCAAUGAAUGGUUCUGUUGAAAUAUCGAAUGGAACAACAUAUCAGUCAUUAGUGACAUUCAAAUGCGACGUAGGUUUCGAAAUGAAUGGAACGAAUACAUCUGAAUGUCAAGCUAACAGUAAAUGGAGUAAUGAGGUCCCACAAUGUAUCAUAAAAGAUUGUGGACCACGAACAAAGCCAAUAAAUGGUUCUAUUGAAAUAUCGAAUGGAACAACAUAUCAGUCACUGAUGGCAUUCAAAUGCGACGUAGGUUUCGAAAUGAAUGGAACGAAUACAUCUGAAUGUCAAGCUAACAGUAGAUGGAGUAAUGAGGUCCCAAAAUGUAACAUUAAAGACUGUGGUGACCCGAAAUGGCCAAACCAAGGGAAAAUUUUAUCCAAAACAGGCAAUAAAUAUAACGAUAACGUUACAUACAGCUGUAACCAAGGAUACGAAACAUCUGACCCCGUUUUGGUCACAUGUAACUCAAGUGGUAACUGGAGCAGACCUGCCCCUGUUUGCAAAGACAUUAAUGAAUGUACUCGUUACACAAACGACUGUCACUUACAAGCUAUAUGUAACAACACUGAUGGGUCUUACAAAUGCCAGUGUCGAGAAGGGUUCACCGAUAAUUCCACGAAUGGGCAGCACGGCCGGGAUUGUCAAGACAUAAAUGAGUGUGCGGAUUUGAAGAAAAUUCAAUGUGACAAGGAUCGUUCACGGUGUGUUAAUUACCUCGGAGGGCACGUUUGUUUUUGUCAUCAAGGAUGGACUGGCUUACACUGUGAAAAUGAUAUUGAUGAGUGUAACGAUACAUCUAGCUGCGGGGUAGAAGCGUAUUGUACUAAUUUUUACGGAGGUUAUAAUUGCACGUGCAAAAAAAACUUUCCGAAAGGAGAUCCGACAUUUCAUUGCUAUGAAAACGUUAUCAUUGAAUUGGUGACACCUGUAGCACCGUUCAGGGGAGAUAAUGAGCUGAUCACCUCUUUUCCGAUACACAACAGGUUUCCGUAUUUUGGAACGGAGUAUAAAUCUUUUAGACCGAAUAUGAAUGGUUUUAUAACACUUGGCUUUCAACCCUUGUAUCAGAACUAUGGACCAGAAACACCUACUGACUGGAAGACAUUUAGCGAAGGUCGGACUGUGAUAGCUCCAUUCUGGACAAAUCUAGACUCUACUAAUCUAACUGGAGGUGUUUUUGUCCAUCUUAUGGAAUACUACAGCGGUGAUAUGAACGAUAGUCGACACAAAGACUUGGCAAUGCUAGGAGAAAUAUUUUCAAAUAACUUGAACCUUACAGACUUUAAUCCGCGUGUCGCUAUUGAAGCAACAUGGCUGAACGUUACAAAAUCAUCCUAUAUUAUACCAACAAGACUCAUAAAAUCUCAAAAUGUGACAAUGCAAUUGAUUCUAAUUUCGGAUGGUAUAUAUUCAUACCUUAUGUUUAACUACGAUCAUGAGCAGUGGUCACUUAAACUUGACAAGAAUAUACCAAGUUCUGCCGGCUUUAGUUGUAAAGACAACAAUGUUCACAUCUUGGCAACAAGCAAAAAUGCGAGUUCGCUGAACAACGAUACCAACGUUCAAUCGGGUCCUAAUGGAAGGUGGAUAUUCGACGUUACAGACGAUGAUCCAGAUAAAAUUGCCGUUCUAAAAAACGAAUCAGAGUGUCUAAAAUUUAGUAAAAAUGACAAAAUACGAAAAUGGAUAGCGAGACAGCGAUUGUUAUCGUACGCAUGCCCAUGUGUCCAGCAGCAGAUGGACCUCGAUUACAGUUACCAUAUUGUGGAACCAAUGUAUGAGCAUUCGAGUCCCAAACCAACGUGCUAUGAGGCGUGGUUCUUUAACAAUGAUGGCGUGAAGCAGACAUGUUGUUACAGUUAUGGCGCUUUAAAGAAGGAUUUUACAGGAGGUGGUUUUGCAACUUUCAAGCCAGACACUUACAAUAUUAUACAAUAUUUCUACAUGUGCUGCGACCCAAACACUGACAGACACCUGUGCCAUCUUUUUUAUGAAAUGAAUCCGCCUGAUGACUGUUCUAGAUUUCAACCUGCAGACGAACCCGUUAGCAGGCACAAGCGUUCACUCUUUGGAUUCUGGAUCAAUGGGGCUGGCAAAUUAUAUUUAAACGUUUUGUAUAUUAUUGUUUUACUUCUAUCCGUACAGAUAAUUAACUAACAGAAACAAUAUACGCUGAUAUGUAUUUUUUGUUGAAAGAAUGGAAAUUAAAUCUUGUUUAGUGAGAUAAAAGAAAUCUGUUAAAAAAUAUGAAAACAUUUUUUACAUAAUAUGACAGCUUUUAACAACCCUUUACCACUGGAUCAAAUAUACCUCUGUAUGAAAAAUAUAUUUUCGUCCGUGUAGUGAAAGUGAACAAUUGUUCUUUUUAAGUUAUGGAUUUACAAAGAAAUUGCAUUUCUAGUAGUAUAAAAAUCUCAUGUGUGAUAAAUGAAAUGUCGCUGAUUUUCUAGACAUAAAGAGACUGGAAAUACAUGUAACCAUGUUUUUUAAAUUUGUGUACCAUUUAACGUCUGGAUACAAUA